CGACCACAGAACCGCACAACAUGGCCAAGAAAAGGGGAAGGAAGGGCAAGAAGGGCAAAAAGCCGAAGGUCGACUGCAAGUUCAAGAUCACCAAUGAGAUGCUCAAGCCCAUGAACGAGAAUAUUGAUGACUGCGAUGGCUGUUGUCAAUGCGCCUGCGACUGCGACUGCAGUCCGGAGCUGGCUCCUUGCUUCAUCCAGCCGACCAGGCCGGAUCCUGGACCGGAGGCCUACGACGAGUUCGAGGCCUGUCUCAAUGGCAGUGGUUUGACCAUCCGAGUCCUCAAGAACACCCACAAGGUGGAGAGCGUCCUGGACGGCAGUGAAACGGCGCCCAAUCUGGGGGCCGACGAUGACCCCUGCUACCGGGAGGAUCCCAACGACUGCGAGCCCAAGCAGGAGUCCUGCCUGCACGAGAUGCUGCAGCGCAGCUCCUUCGCCAGGAACCACAUCAAGCGCAGAACCGGGGGCAGGAUCAUCAACCACCCGAACAUCCCCAAGGUGCGGGCCAACAUCAAGUACUCGGGAAACGACGCCUGCGAGACGGACAACUACUACGUGCCGUUCUCGAAGAUCAAGGAGGCCUGCGACGCCCAGGAGGCCAAGGUCGACUGCUACCGCCAGCGGCUGUGCGGCGGAUCCGAUCGCAUUGUCCCCGCCCAGUGUCCCGCCCAGAACCAGCGAUCCUGCUGCAUGCAGGUGGAGCGCAAGGACAUCAUGCAGACCAUGAAGGGCGUCAAUCUGGACACGAGGCGCAAGGGCAUCGAGGUCUGUUACAAGACCUGCGAGGAGACCGAUAGCGACGUGUUCCUGGUGAAACUGGGCAGCAAGGCCAAGUCGCAGCACAAGAAGAACACCAUCGAGAUAGAGCUCAGGACCCCCAAGCAACCCGUGACCCUUCCGAUCAGUAAGGUCACCACCGAGACCUAUGUUUCCGAGGAAAUGCUGGCAGGUGGUAAGAAGGGAAAGAAGAAGAAGAAGGGCAAGGGCAAAGGCAAGAAGGGCAAGGGCAAGAAGAAGUAGUAGCCCCAGCACUAUCCUAAGGCGAAACCUAAACCUUCAACCGGACAUGAUGCACACCUUUUCGGAACCCAUCCACUGGCUUUACACUCCAUAAAAUUCACAGCAGCUGUCUUUGAAAUUUGGUUUUGGCAAUUACCCUCUCGUACCAACCCGUUUAGUUAGACGCACGAAUACUAAUAAUUUCGACUAGAGUUACUUAAAUGUAUGAUUUGGAUUCAGUAAAAUCAACAAUUAAAAGUUAAAAUUUAA
Molecule: messenger RNA, 1271 nt
Organism: Drosophila suzukii
Lineage: Eukaryota; Metazoa; Arthropoda; Insecta; Diptera; Drosophilidae
Source: RefSeq, a predicted model, not a curated record